AUGGCACCCUCUACACCAGAUACCGAGUCGCCGUAUACAGUUGGUGCGAUCGCAGGCCAACGCACUGGACGAUUAUGGUUUACCAACUCUGGCAUCAUCAAGCUCAACUUUAUGCUUGCCAUUUUUCAAAUUUCGAGUUAUGCAACUGGAUAUGAUGGCUCCAUGAUGAAUGGUCUUCAGUCCCUUAACACCUGGCAAAACUCUUUCAACAAUCCUGGAGCUUCUGAACUCGGCCUACUAAAUGCGAUCCAGAAUGUCGGCCAGCUUAUCACGAUGCCCGUCUGCGCCUAUAGCUGCGACAAGUUUGGACGCCGCCCGGUGCUUUUCGUCGGCGCUUUCAUUCUCAUGAUUGGAGUUGCGUUGCAAGCUGCAGCUCAGAAUGUGGGCAUGUUCAUCGCUGCUCGUGGAAUCAUCGGUAUGGGCCUUGUCCUAAAUAUCACCGCGGCCCCACUCCUUCUCUUGGAGCUGGCUUUCCCUCGACAGCAGGGCCCGCAAGUGGCCAUCUACAACAGCCUGUGGAAUCUGGGUGCACUUGUUGCUGCAUGGAUUACAUAUGGAACCUUCCGUAUCGACAGCACCUGGGCAUGGCGCAUCCCUUCCCUGCUGCAGGGUCUAUCCAGCGUGAUUCAAAUCGGACUCUGCUUUUUCAUCGAGGAAUCGCCCCGAUGGCUCAUCAGCCAGGAACGCGAUGAGGAGGCUAGAAAGUUGAUUUGCAAAUACCAUGCCAACGGAGAUGACUCUGAUCCACUCGUCACACUAGAGAUGGAGGAAAUCCGCACAGCCCUUCAACUUGAGCAUGAAGCCAGACAAAAUACCUCUUACUUGACCUUCUUCCAGAAUAAAGGAAACAUCAGGCGUUUUUUUAUCAUUCUGUCCGUGGGAUUCUUCUCGCAAUGGAGCGGAAACGGCCUGAUUUCGUAUUAUCUCACCCUCAUUCUCGACUCGAUUGGAUAUACGGCAGAAAGCACCCAGACACUGAUCAAUGCACUCCUGACGCUGUGGGGGAUGAUCUGGAGUCUUGUUUUCGCCGCGCUGAUGAACAGAUUCGGUCGACGGACUCUAUUUCUUAUCUCCACUGGAGGGAUUCUAGCAGUGUAUAUUGUCUGGACGGCACUUGAAGCCACGUACGAGAAGAGGACCGCACUUGAUGGAACUGGAGGUGAUGGCUAUGCUAAGGGUGUUCUAGCCAUGAUCUUCCUUUACAACUUCUUUUUCUCCCUUGGCUGGACGCCGCUGCAGGUCACGUACUGCAUUGAGAUCUUGCCCUUUGACCUGCGCGCGCGGGGACUUGUUCUUUACAAUCUAUUUGUUGCGCUUGCGGGGAUUUUCAACCAAUAUGUGAACCCCAUCGGUGUUACAAAUAGCAAGUGGAAAUUCUACAUCACCUAUGAUGUUUGGUUGGCCUUUGAGCUUGUGGUGGUCUAUUUCCUGUUUGUUGAGACCGGCAAUCUAAGCUUGGAAGAGACUGCUGUGAUCUUGGAUGGAGAGGAGUACGGGGAUAAGUUGGUUGAAGUCACAGCAUCGCUAGCGGAGAAGAAAUUAGGUGAGACUAUGAAAGAUCGAGCAGUAGUUGAUAGCAGAGUGGUCAAGGAAGAUCUGUGA
Molecule: messenger RNA, 1602 nt
Organism: Penicillium nucicola
Lineage: Eukaryota; Fungi; Ascomycota; Eurotiomycetes; Eurotiales; Aspergillaceae
Exons: 2
Coding region: 1-1602 (533 amino acids)
Biological process (GO): transmembrane transport; carbohydrate transport
Cellular component (GO): membrane
Molecular function (GO): carbohydrate:proton symporter activity
Source: RefSeq, a predicted model, not a curated record